AAAUUAAUCAGCAUGUGUUGCUUGUUUUGCUGCUUUGUGACUUCCCUUGUGAGAAAGGAAACAUGACCUUAAUUUGCUUUUUCUUGAUUACAAUUUUUGACUUUCAGAGGAAUUUUGUGAUGUUUAGAGGAGCCUUUUUCAGUCAGUAUUUCAACUAGAAGGAUCUUAAACAAGAAAGCUUUGUGCUCUAAAGGAAGCAUUUAAGAUGUGCUGCAUAGUUAAUGCUCCUGUAGCUUGGUUGAUUCUUUUUAUCUAUUUACUUGACUUCAUCCAUAACCAUCCUCUGGUCUCGAUUCUUUCCAAUUAUAUUUUACUUAACAGACUAUAUAAUGUUGGUAAAAUCAUUGAUGGAAGUACUCGUGCAACUGUAAUUCAAAUUUGUAAUGAUGUAUUCUGCAAAAAUAACCGUUUGAGGACUCGAAUUGUUUUGAUCAAUGUGCAGAGUGAGGAUACUUUUAUAAUAUGGAACUUGGUACUGCUGACAGUGUUGAUCUUCCAUAUUACAGCACCACUAAGGUACAUCGCUUAAUGUGCUUGGAGCUCAAGAAACUCAUUGAUAGGAUUUUGUACAUAUUUUCAGCUCUUGAGUCUGCUAGGCCACGAUGCACAUCAGGAAUGCAGGCAUUAUGCUCAUUACAAUCGGCAAUGGAUAAAGCCAAGUUACUAAUCCAGCACUGUUCUGAAUCCAGCAAACUCUACUUGGCAAUUACAACAAAAGCCAUACUCUUGAGGUGUGAAAAAAUUCAGAAAACUUCGGAGAUUUGCAUGAAUCAAGUUCAAGAUUUGGUGCCACUGUUCUUGGCUGACAAGAUAUCUGGCAUUAUACAUGAGCUUAGGAGUGCAAGGUUUCCCCUAGAACCUUCUGAAUAUGAGGCUGGAGCGGUUAUACUUGCACUGCUUAAGCAGGACAUAGCUGCAUCAGGCUCCAAAAUGCAAUCAGAAAUUGAGGCUCUUCGACUUGCAGCUAUGAGGCUGGGUAUUACAUCUCCUUUUGCUCUUUUGAUAGAGAAAAGAUGUAUCAAGAAACUACUUCGAAAAGUCCAUGAUACAAACCCAACUAAGAACAAAAUUUUGAAUUAUCUCUUAUAUCUUCUGAAAAAACAUGAAAAGUUAAUUUGGGAAUUCCGAUGUAAAAGCAUCAUUCUUCUUGAGGAAGAGAACCUGUUUUCACCGAAGGAACUGGAGCACGGAGUGAAAAAAGAAGAAGAAGAGACUUCACCUAAUGACUUCUUCAUUCCUAAACCUCCUGAGCAAUUCAAAUGCCCUAUCUCAAUGAGACUGCUGUAUGAUCCUGUAAUUAUUGCUUCUGGAAAAACAUUUGAGCGAGUCUGGAUAGAGAAGUGGUUUAACGAGGGCAAUCAGAUAUGCCCUGUGACUAAUACAAGGUUGGAGCAGUUGUCCCCCGCUCCAAAUUUAGAAAUGAAAGGCCUCAUUUCAAAGUGGCUUUUGAGGCAUGGAAUUAACAUUCCUGAACAUGCACAAGCAAUCCCUUCACAGCUUUCCUUACAGCAACCUUCUUCCAGCUCCAUUGCUAGCUUUGGCAGUUCUGUGCUUGGCUUGCAACUUGAAAUAGGGAGUGUCUCUCUUGGUUCAAUGAGUACUGAAUCUAGUUUAGAUUCAUCAGAUGGGAAAUGUAAUGAUGAGAUUACAUCCGGGCUGCCUCAGGUUGCUGCAGAUUCUCAGAGUCAAAGAUAUCAUCACUCUUCAAUGACUUCAAGUAGUCAUGAUAUUGGUGCAGCCUUUCUUUCUGAACUUGAUAAACAUUCCUGGAAAUCUCGAUGCAAGGCUAUUGAAAAUGUUAAAGGUCUUCUAGAAGACAAUGAUAAGGCCCAGCAUUUGACUUUUUCAAAUAGUUAUGUUAUUCCUGUGAUUAAAUUUUUGAAGGAUGCAAAUGAAUUAUGUGAUAUAAAAAUGCAAAAAGAUGGAGCAGAGGUUCUUUUAGCGAUUUUGAGCAGUAGCAGAACCGAAUUACCUCCCUGUGAUGAAGAUGUUAUCUAUUUGUUGGCAUCAUUGUUGGAUUCUGAAACAGCUGGAGAGUCCCUUGCAAUACUGGAGGUCUUAUCCUGGCAACAGUACUAUAAGACCAGAAUUGUGGCAUCUGGCGUUUUGCCUUCCAUCCUAAAAGUUCUUGACAAUACAGUCACAGAAUUUUACAUGCUUGCUCUGAAGAUCAUAUGUAAUUUGUUGAAUGGCAGUGAUGUUGGUUAUCAUAUUGCAUAUUUGGGUUAUAUCCCCAAGUUGGUUUCUUUGCUUGAGGAUUCAAAUGUUGCAGGCUAUUGCAUUGAGAUUAUAAAAAAUAUAUGCAAUAUUGAGGAGGUUAGAAUUGAAGUUGCUGAAGCCAAUUUAUGUACUUCGAUAUCCACACUCUUGGAAGCCGGCAAUAAGAAGGAACAAGAGCUUGCUGUUGAUGUGCUCCUGUCUUUAUGCUAUGACAGUACAGGAUAUUGUCAAAUGAUAAUGACAGAAAACAUAAUUCAAUCUUUGUUCAGCAUAUCUGUCAAUGGCAGUUCUAGAGGAUCCGAGAAUGCAUUAAUACUGCUUGACCUCUUGGAAUUCAUGAUGAAAAGUGAUGCUUCUCAAUGUUCAGUCCCUAGCAGCUUUUCGACCCAAGGAAACUCGCAUGUCUCCAGCAAUGAAUUUAUCAGAGUGCAAAAUUCAUCUUCCAAGGCAUUUGGAUGUCUGAGAAAGACAUUAUCAAGGCUUUUACAUGUCAAAUGUUGACUUUCCUUUUGAUUUUUGGUGCUUGAAUGGCUUUCUUCGUUGAGAACCCAGGAAUAGGAUGCUAGUCCAACCCAUUAAUCCAUAUUUGUUUAUAUUAAUCAGGGGGAUUAGCCAUGAAUUUUGCCAUGUUCUAAUACGUACUCUCAUAUUACUACAUCUAUAAUUGUUUUGGUUGUACUUAGUUUAACCUAAUUUUGUAUACUUUUUUCAUGAGAUGAUUUUUAUGUUUUUUUUAGAGUUAAUUUUUUGUGUAAUUUUUU
This is a messenger RNA of Durio zibethinus, 2981 nucleotides long. Its product is annotated as U-box domain-containing protein 5-like. NCBI's taxonomy places the organism in Eukaryota, Viridiplantae, Streptophyta, Magnoliopsida, Malvales, Malvaceae. The record is from RefSeq and is a predicted model, not a curated record. Gene Ontology annotation, molecular function: ubiquitin-protein transferase activity. Gene Ontology annotation, biological process: protein ubiquitination.